CUGGAAAAAUGAAUCAAACUGAAUGCCUUGGGUCUAUGAAUCAAACAGAAAUACUUCAUUUUGUGUAUUUAUUCCAAAUCAUAGUCUAUGUGCCAAUAUUUAUUGUGGGAUUAAUUCUCAAUUCAGUCGUGUUGUGGGUGUUGGCUUUCAAAAUAAGAAAACUGACGGAAUCUACCAUCUACAUGACCAACCUGAUUGUGGCAGAUUUCUUUCUGCUCGUCACCAUUCCUUUCAAAAUAUAUGCCUACAUGGAUAAAGUGACAAUGAAUACAUGGGGCUGUAGAUUUUUGGAAUCGUUGUAUUUUGUGAACAUCCACGCAAGUAUCCUGAUCACAACAGCAGUCUGUGUGGAUCGUUACAUUGCAAUAAAGCGUAUUUUUGAUACCAAAAAACUCAGGUCUCAAAAGAAAGCUGCCAUCACCUGUGGUGCCAUCUGGAUUACUGUCUGGCUAGCAACUCUACACAUUUACCUUAACAGUGGAUACGACAAAUGCGAUAGAAACGUCACAUGUUUUCAUAACGUUCCAGACAAAUUUUGGAAUUUAGGAAUAAUUGUCCCUGUGGAAGUAAUAUUUCUAAUCUGUACGGCCAUCGUGAGUUUCUGCUCCCUCCAGAUUAUCAGAACUUUACAAAGUAGCCUCACAGAGUCUGAGACCAAAUUGAAGAAGAAAGCGAUUAAGAUUGUACUUUCAUCUCUGGUAGUCUUUCUCAUCUGUUUUAUUCCUCAUCAUAUAAGCGUGUUACUGUUCACUUUGAAUGUAAAUAACUUGAUGGAACAGUACUCCAGGGAGGAUUUGGGUGCCAUUUUGCAAAUCAGUCUAUGUGUGGCAAAUGUAAACUGUUGUCUGGAUGCAGUCUAUUACUAUUUUGCCAUUAAAGAAAUGCAAAAGCAGAACGAGAGAGGGGAGGAAAGCCUAACUGUAUGCACCAAGCUGCAGGGGACCAUUGGGGCAGCAGUGGAUUGCCCUGACAUUCAGUUAAAUUAGUUCACAGCCAAAUGUCACUUUCUUUAUCAAAAGUUUCCUCUCUGGGGAAUAGUUAAGGGGGAAUCUCCCGGAAGCUGAACUGGCUCCAAGGUGACAUGCUCAGACAGCCCUCU
Messenger RNA from Callorhinchus milii (elephant shark), 1099 nucleotides. RefSeq names its product lysophosphatidic acid receptor 6. The transcript is spliced from 2 exons. Bases 9 to 986 code for a protein of 325 amino acids. NCBI's taxonomy places the organism in Eukaryota, Metazoa, Chordata, Chondrichthyes, Chimaeriformes, Callorhinchidae. Gene Ontology annotation, molecular function: G protein-coupled receptor activity. The record is from RefSeq and is a predicted model, not a curated record. Gene Ontology annotation, cellular component: membrane. Gene Ontology annotation, biological process: phospholipase C-activating G protein-coupled receptor signaling pathway; positive regulation of Rho protein signal transduction.